This is a messenger RNA of Styela clava, 4040 nucleotides long. Its product is annotated as transcription termination factor 2-like. Gene Ontology annotation, molecular function: ATP binding; ATP-dependent activity, acting on DNA. The record is from RefSeq and is a predicted model, not a curated record. Lineage: Eukaryota; Metazoa; Chordata; Ascidiacea; Stolidobranchia; Styelidae. Gene Ontology annotation, cellular component: nucleus. Gene Ontology annotation, biological process: DNA repair.
UUUGAUCUCAGUUUCAGUAUUGUAUUAUAUUCCUAAUGGCCGAGGUAAGUUCCAGUAAUUCAAACGAUCAUUCCCACAAUCGUAAGGCUUUGACUGUAGGAACAAGAUAUUGUGGAACUGUCACAGUUUAUAAAGAAGAUAAAGGAUAUGGAUUUUUUUCGGUCCCUAAUCACGAUAAUGUAUUUUUUCAUAUGACGACAAUGCGAAAUUGUGGUAUUACAUCAGGAAUAUCGAGGGGUGAUAAAUUUUGCUUCGAUGUUAAAGAACACAUUGGUCGUGAUAGUAAACUGGAUUUUAGAGCAGAAGCAGUUACAAGACUUGAACGAAAUCAUCAAAUGCAGAACCAGGAUAGCAGGAAACAAACUCACAAGCAUGAUAAACACCAACAUGGCACGUAUAGUAAUGGUAACUCCGGAGCAUUCGUUUCGAUCCCACAUCCUCAUGAUGUCAAAGUUCACGGUAAAAAAGAGGUUUCUUCAAAACAUGGUGAAAUAGUUGAAAAAAAUUUGUACAGAGAAAAGCACGAACGGAGACCAAAACCGAAGCCUAUAGAUUUAAGCUCAGGAAAAAUUCGUGUUGGUCCCCCAUGCGUUGUUCCUGCAAUGAGGAAAGGGCCAAUUGUAGUCUCCGCCACUGGGCCUAAUUCUGCUGAAAUGGCCCCAAGACUAGAGGAUUCUGAAGUUGUGAGACUGAAAGAGAACAUAGGUAAGAAAAAAACACUUUUUCGCAGUUUAAAACUAGAUAAACUUCCAGAUGGUGGUAGAAGACUGAAAGAUGAAAUAAACAAUUUGGAACUUGAACUGCAAAAAUUAUCCAUGAAAAGCAAAAAUAAAGAUAAAAGUCAUGAUUCAACUCCUUCAAAACUCAUUGACAAAGAGAAUCAACUACCUCUUUCAAACGCUGAUGCAAAGCCUAAGCAUACACGACCAUGGUUAGAGUCAUAUUCAAGAAAGCCUGAUGCCCAAGGUGCUGUAAUGAUAGCACCUCCUAUGGCUUUUAACUCUGCUCCUGAUAGGAAACUUACUCAAACAAAACUUACGUUCCCGAAAGCGGAACCAUUUGGGGGGAGAACAGGAAAAUUAGAUCUUAGUGCAUAUGAUAUGGGUCCAAUGCAAUUUAACGAUGGUCCGUUAUAUGGAGGAAGAAUGACAAGUGCUCGUCUGACUGAAGUUCGCCAGAUAACAAAGGCUGCAAUUGAGGACCUUCACAAGUCUCUGGAAACGAGACCUGAACCCACAGGAGAACUGGAUGAUCCUGAUGGCCUGAAGGUAACAUUAAUGACCCAUCAACGACAAGCACUUGCUUGGUUAGUGUGGAGAGAACAACAAUCUAUGUCUGGUGGAAUUCUGGCUGAUGAUAUGGGUCUUGGCAAAACUCUUACAAUGAUCUGUCUUAUAUUGAAACAAAGAGAAUUGUCUGAUGAAAACAAAGACUCUAAAAUCCAGAUUAAAGAAGAGGAUGACAUCAAAGACUUUAAUAGCUCAAGUGAAUCAGACGAUUCUGUUAUUUUAAUUGAAAAUGAGAAAACUGAAUCAAAAAUCAAACGGGAAGUUAAAGGUGGCAGUAAAGAAGAAAGUGACAUUGGUGAAACAGAAAAAACUCCAUUGAUUGAGAGUGAUUCAACUUUAAUUAUAGCUCCAGCGUCUUUACUCUUUCAUUGGGAAAAAGAAAUUCGUAACAGGUGUGAUAAAGGUCUUCUCAGUAUUCAUCUAUUUCAUGGAAGUUCCAGGGAGAAAGAACCUUCAAGACUUGCUGAAUUUGAUGUGAUUAUUACAACUUAUGAUAUAGUGCGACGAUGUUUAUCAGCAAAAGCUGAAGAAAAGAAAGAAAAUACACUCAUGCAAAUCAAAUGGAAUCGUAUAAUACUUGACGAAGCACAUCAGAUUAAAAAUUUCAAAAGCCAAUCAUCUGAAGCUGCAUGUAAAUUGGAAGCAAAGUCAAGAUGGGCAAUGUCUGGUACUCCAGUACAAAAUAAUCUUACAGACAUGUAUGCAAUGUUAAAAUUUUUACACUGUCGACCAUUCGAUGAAUAUAAGGUUUGGAAACAUCAAGUAGAUAAUAAAACAACCAAUGGAAAAGAGAGAUUGAAGACAUUGGUUUCAUGCAUCGUUUUGAGAAGAGAGAAAUCACAAAGCGAUACAUUUGGAAAACCACUAGUCAAUUUGCCGAAGCGGACAUUUGUUACUCACAAGUUGAAACUGAAUGACGUGGAAAGAGAGGUAUAUCAAAAAUUGCAAUCAGACUCUCAAGCUGCAUUCAGAAAAUUUCAAGAUAACAAGAAACAUCCUAAAAGUAGUGCAUCUGGUCAUCUUGGUAGUUCAUCUAAGGGAGGAAAUAAUGAGAACAAAAUGACUGCAACUACUUUAUUAGUUAUGUUGUUGAGACUUCGGCAAUGCUGCGGACAUUUGAAUUUGUUAAAGCAGUCAUUCGACCCUGAACUUUUGAGCAACGAAAAAAAAGAAAUGGCAUUGGAAGAUAUGUUUCAAACCAUGGAUAUCAAUAAAACUCCAGUAAAGAUGGCUGAUAUCAACUUGGCAAGUUAUGUUGGGAAAAACAAAUCAAAAUAUUUUGACAAGUCGUCUAUGAGCGGAAAAUUGGAAUUUGUUCUCGAUGAGUUGAACAAACUAAGAUUUGAAAAACCAGAUGAUAAAUGUGUUAUUGUGAGUCAGUGGACAAGCAUGCUAGAAGUUGUUGCAUAUCAUCUGGAAUUAUCAAAUAUGUCUUAUGUUAUCAUAAAAGGUAGUGUGCCAGCAAAGAAAAGAAUGGACAUGGUUGAUGAUUUCAAUAGAAAUCCAGUGAAUCCCAAGAUCAUUCUUCUAUCUCUUCAAGCCGGUGGAGUUGGAUUGAAUUUAAUAGGAGGAAAUCAUUUGUUCAUGUUGGAUAUGCACUGGAAUCCUGCACUUGAAAAUCAGGCAUUUGAUAGAGUGUACAGAGUUGGUCAAACAAAGCCAGUAUUUGUUCAUAAAUUUGUUGUGGAAGACACUGUGGAAGAAAGAAUUUUAAAGCUCCAAGAACACAAGCUGUCUAUAGCCAAAGCAGUAAUGGAUGGUGCUGGACUGGAAGACAGAAAAAAACUAACUCUACAAGACAUGAAAUUACUGUUUGGAAUUUGAUUCUGUUUACUUGCUAAGACAUCGAAUUGGAUUCCUAUUCCCAUUACAAAACUUAUUUUAUUUUCAGCUGUUUAUUUUCAACCUUGCAUAUUGAUUAUAUUUAUGCAUUAAUUGUCCUACAGUCAAUUUAGUUAUGCUGCCCAUGCUGUCCUUUAUACGUAUACCUGUUCGACUAGGAAAAAUUUCAAAAAUAAAGUGAAAUUACCAGCAUUUAUGUACUUCAAUCAUUAUCUUGUAGAACGACAAUCAUUGCCUUGUAGAACAGCGUCCUGUUGGAUUUUUGAAAAAAUGGAAUACUACAUUACCCUGCGCUGUACCCUGUAUCCUAAUAACACAAAUUGUGAAUCUUGAGUGUCUUUGUUCAGCCCUUGUUCCUUAAUUUCAUUUUUAUUUCUUUUACAUUGAAAAAUCAUGUUUGUUUAACUGUGCAAGUUUCAUUACUUCAUUUAUGUUAUAUGUGCAGUACCUUGUCAAUUGGGAGUCUUGUUUCUUUCUUUUUACGUUAGGUUACAGGGGAAAAUUUUAUUCUCUUAGGGGCUCAAUGACACACAUACAAUUGCUACUGUUGUGCACCGAAAAAAUGUCAACUUCUGUUAAUCCGAAUCAUUUUUUUAAAAUUACCUCGAGUUGGAAUGCCGAUUUCUUGUUGAUCUGGAAAAGCUACCAUGUUUCUCAACCAUUUAUUGAGCAAAUAUUUCUUGGUAAAAAAUUGUUCGGGUGGCUGACAAAAGCUUUCAUCAUUGUUUCGAUCAGCAAGUGAUUUUGUAGAAUUUAGACACGAUUUCUGUAUCUCAUUUGCAUGUUUUUUCUAUGUGAUCAUUGUGUACUGCUGACUGUGAUUAAGAAUCUCAUUUAGGGCGAUAACAAAUCAUGUCUGUUCAUUUGGUACUCAAAAUAUACUGGAUAUAUUCGUUUAGCAGAAAGCUA